AUGAUUGUUAUUGAAGUUGUCCAUCAUAUGAAAAUCAGCAAACGUAGUAGGGAUAAGAAUGUAGCGCUGAAGUUGUACAUCGGCAAGGGCUAUGUCUGUAUUGACCGGCUAUAUCUCAAAGAGGUCAUGCAAAAACUGGAAUUUGCAAAUCGUUGGGUUAGGUGGAUUAUGAUGUGUGUCGAAACGGAUGAUUAUUCUGUGAUUGUUAAUAAUGAGUCGGUGGGACCUAUAUUUCUUGGCAGGGGACUCAGACAAGGUGACCCUCUCUCGCCUUACCUAUUUAUCUUGUGUGCAGAGGGUCACUUAGCUCUUAUCCACAAAGGUGAAUGGAGAGAGGAUAUGCAUGACAUAUCUAUAUGUACUAAUGCUCCCGUUAUUUCUCACCUUUUAUUUGCAGAUGAUUGUUUCUUGUUUUUUUGGCUAAAUGAAAUAGAAGCGCACAUGAUGAAACAUAUCCUUGAAAUAUAUGAGGCAGUCUCUAGCCAAGCAAUUAAUCUCCCUAAAUCUGAAGUUUACUACAACCACAACGUAUCAGCCCCUUUGAAGGAUUUUAUCACGACAACUUUGGAUGUUCGAGCUGUUAUGGGUACCGGCAAAUACCUCAAUCAGUAG
Medicago truncatula (barrel medic) is the source of this 612-nucleotide messenger RNA. RefSeq lists its product as uncharacterized. The transcript has a single exon. The coding region runs from base 1 to 612 and encodes 203 amino acids. Lineage: Eukaryota; Viridiplantae; Streptophyta; Magnoliopsida; Fabales; Fabaceae. The record is from RefSeq and is a predicted model, not a curated record.